UUAUGCCACCUUUAAGGUGGACCGGAAAAUUUCAAUUUUGAAGCAGUGAAUGCAAAAUUCAGCGUCGUCGUGAAACAUAGCCACUUGAUUUGGGAAACUUUCCAGCAAGAGCACUGGACAUCAGACUCUCCGCUCUCCUUGUUCUUUAUUGUCUGCUUACUCUGAGAUAAGCUUCCUGCUACGCCAGCCGCAGUCUGAGCUACCCGGGGCGGCAGAAUCACAUGAUACAACUACGCUGACUAGCAAGAUAACACGCUAGCUUUGGUUGUCAAAGCCGCUGUCAGCAGCCACGGACGGGCGGAGUAGCCCACUUCAGCUAAUAAGUAGUUGAAAACUCGCGACAUAUCUGGGCAUUGUAGAAAGCGACUUAUCUUCUUUCCUGCUCACUCUCUUCAAGAUAUUGAAUCAUUCAGCUUCCAUCCAAAAAGUCACAAGGAUUUUGGCAUCCUAGAGGCUCACCAGGCAAGCAAGUCCUCCAUCAUUGCAGAGACACUGACGGGCUGAGGUUGUGGACUCACAUGGGCAAGAUGGAUAGGCGAUAAAUAAGACAUCAACUUCAGAGGUACAUGUUGAUUUCGUAAUGACAAGCUGCUGUGCAGAAGAUGUCCACGCUGUCUGUGACUGAUAUCCCAGAUGUUGGUCAUGAUGAGACUAAGGUGUUUGACAGGGCCCCUGAGCUGCAGCUGGACUGCAUGGCUGAGGAGAGCAGUGGAAGCACCGCAAUGAAGCAUGACAGCCUGUUGUCACUGGCUGACCUCUCUCAGCCAGAUGGUUUUCCUGUCCCUCCUCAUAAUGGCUCGUCAAUGACUGAGAUGAGCAGCCCUCUGCUGGUACAGCCAAAUGACAUCAAGUUGGAUCCAGCUGCAGGUGACACAUCUGCCAGCAUAGAUGGUCAGCCUGUGAAGAGAAAGAAAGGGCCUGCUCCAAAGAUGCUAGGCAACGAGGUGUGCAGUGUAUGUGGUGACAAAGCCUCUGGUUUUCAUUACAAUGUGUUGAGCUGUGAGGGCUGCAAGGGCUUCUUUCGACGCAGUGUCAUUAAAAGUGCCCAAUAUACAUGCAAGAACAACGGCCGCUGUGAAAUGGACAUGUACAUGCGCCGCAAGUGCCAGCAGUGCCGCCUGCGCAAGUGUCGGGAGGCAGGCAUGCUGGAGCAGUGCGUGCUUUCUGAGGAACAAAUCAGACUAAAGAAGAUGAAGAAGCAGCAGGAGGAAGAAACAGCCCGCACAUCUACCGUGGUCACCCUCACCCCUCCACAGGAAGCAGCCACAUUGGAUCCACAGCAGCAGGAGAUGAUUGAGAAGCUGGUGGCCAUGCAGAAGCAAUGCAACAAGAGGUCUUUCCUUGACCGACCAAAAGUGACACCCUGGCCACAGAGUCAGGACCCGCAGAACCGAGAAGUGCGUCAGCAGCGGUUUGCCCACUUCACUGAGCUGGCAAUCAUGUCAGUCCAGGAGAUUGUGGAUUUUGCUAAGCAGCUUCCUGGUUUCCUGGAGCUCACCAGGGAAGACCAGAUUGCACUACUGAAGACAUCUACCAUUGAGAUUAUGCUGCUGGAGACGUCUCGGCGAUACAACCCUGCUAUCGAUAGCAUAACAUUUUUGAAGGAUUUCAGCUAUAAUAAGGAGGAUUUUGCCAAAGCAGGUCUUCAGUUUGAGUUCAUUAACCCCAUCUUUGAGUUUUCAAAAGGAAUGAAUGACCUGCAUCUGGAUGAGGCUGAAUAUGCUCUGCUCAUUGCCAUCAACAUUUUUUCUGCAGAUCGACCAAAUGUGCAGGAUCAUGAUCUGGUGGAGAGGCUGCAGCAACCCUAUGUGGACGCACUGCGCUCUUACAUUAUGAUAAAGAGACCAAAUGAUCACUUGAUGUUCCCCCGUAUGCUGAUGAAACUGGUGAGCCUUCGUACACUAAGUAGUGUCCACUCAGAGCAGGUGUUUGCGCUCCGCCUCCAGGACAAGAAGCUUCCCCCGUUGCUCUCUGAAAUCUGGGAUGUCAAUGAGUGACUGCAGCUCUGAUGUCCCACUCCAUGGCUUUAUCAGGCCUGAGAAAGACAUGACAUCCAACAGGAACACUGACUCCUUUCUUCCAAGGGUUUGGCUAUAGCAUUGAAAUUAUAUUUUCUUGUGAGAGGAGGACAUCAUUGCCCUUUGCUCUCAGAGAGACUGCUCAGUUAUUUUGUGUUCAUGAGGAGAAACAUGAACACCGAUUCUUUUUUUUUUUUUUUUUAAAGCCUUUUGUUGUCCUUUCUUUUGUUGUAGAUGCUGACAUGAUUGUGGCAAUAUUAAAUACCAGCAUCGAACUCUUUAGCCAGUUAUUUCUGAUUUUAUAUUUGUUGAAAGUUAUGUCAGUGUCUAGUGCAGGUCCACAUUCAUCCUUUAACAAUUCUAAUCAUUUCUGAGCUUGUCAUGGCUGUGGCUCUCUGACAUGUCAGGAUUACAGCUGGAUGUGCAGUUGAAAUUGUGAUGGAAAUGAAUCCAGUGUUGGGCAUGCGCAGACUUGUAUCUGCUGUCCACCGUCUUGAUGUUAGGGUAAAAUGGUAGGUCAUCUGGUUGGUAUUAUUCAUUAUGAUAUGGCAGCAAGUAGUUUUUUUCCUUUCGAAGUAAAUGCAGAACUCAUGGUUGAUGUAGUCACUCGGGUAUAGUAAUGUGAAGUAGACCUCCGAGGAUUUCUGAGGCUUCUUUUACUUCUAUUUCAGUUACUUGAGCAUUCUUCCAAGUGCAUAAGCAACCUGUUUGAGUGUAUGGAUACCCAUAAACCAUCAUUUAAAUUGUAUAUUUAUUUUCACAAGAAAAAUGUAUGGAGUGCACACAAGUAUCCACAAGAUUGUACAAUCACAUACUAAUGUGCAGGCGACUGACAGACUGUACCCUUAUUUUGGAGAAAUGGUGAUGUAACUACAUUUUUAUACACAGCACUGGUACCUUGAAAUGGGUGGUACUAAUGGGUCUUCAGAUUUAAUGUAAAGAUGAUCUGUUGGUUAUAAAAGGAAGCCACCCUGACAAAGUUGUAUUCAUGAAUCAAAAUAGAAGGGACUGCCUCUAUUUAACACCAUCUUCAUCAUUAUACUGUGUGUAUGGGUGUAGGUUUUUUUUUUUCAUUUCAUUAGUAAGCAGUGCAGUUAUUUUAAUAUUUGUGAUUUUUUUUUUAAUCCCUAGCAUUUUUAAAAGUGUGAGAAAUGUCUAAGCAACAUACAUAGUUUGAACAUAAUGCAGAGAAUUUUUCAGCCUUUUAUUUUUCAUAAAAUACUCUAUUGAUGACACUGAAGAAAAAUGAUAAGCUCAGUAUAAAGUGCAAAACUAACUUGAUCUAAAGAUCUACCAUGGAAUGAGUGUCUUCCUUGAGCAGGUACUCAACGCAAACAGCUUUAACUGGUCGGGAGCAGAGAACAGCAAAUGAGCAGAAACAUUUACAUUUUAAGUUAUAGUACAUGUAACUACACAGAUCUAUGCGUUUAUAUUUAUGCUGUGCUUUCCAAGAAUUCUCCUGUGCAGUAAAAACUUGAAAUGCUACUUAAUGGAUGAGAAGGCAACAUUAAUGUAAAUUCAUAGUGGUGAUGUUUAUUCUCUCCAGACUCGCAUUGAAUCAAGAGGGCUGAAAACUGGACAGCCCAAUGCUUUUUCUUUAGCUGUCUAUGUAGCAAUUUCCCAUUAUAACAAAGAUAUAAAAUUCUUUUUGCGCCAAAUUGUUUCAACCGUAUCAGCUUUUCACCACUGGUUAAAGGUACCAGUUAGAAUCAGACAUUACAGAUUACUGUUACGUUUUUAUCAUUUUUGACUUCCAGUUUACGGAUGUUGAUUAAUAAGAUUAUAUUUCAUAUACACAACUAUAUGUUACAGCUAAAAUUCUUCACAGACUCAUGACAAAAAAAAAAAUACAACUCAAAAAAACAAAGCCCAAGAUUUGAUUUGGCUUGAUCUUGACCAAAAUGAUUUGGGGAUGGGUUUAUUAUGCUUUUAUCAUUUCUGUUUUGGUGUUAGACUUGGGUUGUCUGUGCUUUUCCUUCUGUGAUGAGCUGUUUUCUUUCUGUUGCACAGGACAGGAGUGUGUGUCUUUUAAAUCCUUUUAGAACAAAUCAAAGGAAUUCUUGUGAACUUAGUAAUAACUCUGGUAAUGGUAAAAGCAUAAAUUAACUGUAGUUUGUAUUUGCCAUAUGUGACAUUGUUUCUUGUGUUUUAUUGUGUUGAUUAAAGGAUCUAAUGGCUAAUUUAAUCAGCAUACAAUAACCCACUAUACCUGUGACCCAUGUAAAGCUGGCUGCAUACUAGUUGAGCUCAUUCACCACAAGGUAAAAUAUUGUAAAUAGGCAAAAUGCAGUGAGCUCUGCCUGUUAGUGGGUGGGUCGAAUGAAUACAAACAAAUGGGUGUUUUUUCCUCCACAGUCUUUGUUGUACUAACAAUGGUAUGUUCUUGACCCUGCAGAUUCAUCACAGUAACAAUAGGAGCCAGGGUGUUUUUCUUCCUCUCUCCAUCAGUUGCUUAGAAAAUGCCUGACAAACAGCUGUCUUUUUUUUUUUGCUACUGGAAGCAAGUGCAGUCCAUUUAUAAGAAAAAACUGGUUUCAUACUCACCUUUGCCUGUAUUAUUUUGCAUUGCUAAUUUGAAAAUGAUGAAUUAAAUCUCCAACAUUCAAAAUAUGAAAAGGGAUUGAGUUCCAUAGUUGGCAGGACUGCAAAGUCAGAAGUCAGUGAUGUCCCUGCAUUUUCUCAUGUAUUUUAUCAAACCUUUUGCCUUCCCUCUCAAAUUGUUAUUUACAUUUUACUGAUGCUCUAAAAAUGGGAACAUGUUUUUGAUUUUGUUACAUCCUUCUAAUCCUUUAGUGCUGAAUAUAAUUGUUUUCUGUUUAACAGUUGGAUCAGUAUUAAAAGAGGCAGAUUAAUACAGGAGGGUGCAGCAUUUUGAAACCAUACCAGUGAUUUCUUUGCAAAACGUUCUUUUGGGUCCCUUUGGAAUGAAGUGUAAGAUUAUCUGUUGGUUUUUGGGUUACUGCACUAACCAUUAGGUUUAAAAGUAGCUUCUGUACUACUAGGGUAAAUAGUCCUUAUUGUCCAAUGGAAACAAAUCCAGGUCAGAGGGAAGUGGAUGAAAGUGAAAUUUCCUUUUCUGUUGUUCUAUACUCUGAUCAAAUGAGCAAAACAUACCAGUUGCUGGCUCUUAACUCUGUUUCUUAGUGAACAUGUUAUUAAUGCUGUAGGUGUCAAAGGAAAUUGUACUGUAUAUACUGUAAUGGUUUGAUCUCAUUUAAUUAGUCCUCAAAGGGUGACACUGUAAACAUUAUUGAUAUAUAGAAAUACAAACCUAUUUUAAUACUUGUAACUCAUGAGGACCUUUGUUUUGUAUGUACAGUAUAAAUUAAAGCAGUGCUGUAGUGCUGACAUGUUUGAAAUCAGUCACUUUGUUUGCUGCUUUCUUUCUUUG
Monopterus albus (swamp eel) is the source of this 5409-nucleotide messenger RNA. RefSeq names its product nuclear receptor subfamily 1, group H, member 3 (gene nr1h3). The transcript is spliced from 11 exons. Gene Ontology annotation, cellular component: RNA polymerase II transcription regulator complex. Gene Ontology annotation, molecular function: RNA polymerase II cis-regulatory region sequence-specific DNA binding; zinc ion binding; nuclear receptor activity. Bases 603 to 1997 code for a protein of 464 amino acids. The record is from RefSeq and is a predicted model, not a curated record. Gene Ontology annotation, biological process: lipid metabolic process; positive regulation of transcription by RNA polymerase II; cell differentiation. NCBI's taxonomy places the organism in Eukaryota, Metazoa, Chordata, Actinopteri, Synbranchiformes, Synbranchidae.